UCUCGAGCCCAUUUCUGCUUCCUGAGUCUCAUACAUACUCAUUAUUUCUCCCAAAAACACAACCCUAGCCUCCAUCGCGCCGCCGUUGGUCUCACUGUCGCCGCCUGGUUCGUCGUAGUCGUUCGCCAAUCCUCCUGUUUUGUCGUGCUCCAAGGCCCUUUCAUUCCCCCGACGCCAGCGUCUCCAGGUCCUGCUCCGCCGUCGUCCCUCUGUCGUGUUCGUCGCCAGCUCGCCAGUGUUCGUCGCCAGCUUCUCGUCAUCUGUGGCUCUCCCUCAAAUCUCUGGUCACUGCCCUCGCGGAAGGCAAAAUUUCCAAGGCGCAGAGCCAAGAAAAUGGUUAAACAAUCAACUCAAUUGAAGGAACUUAAAACCCGAACGCAGCAACCUCAAUUCAAGGAGCUUGAAAUCGAAGUGGAGCGUCAAAUCAGUGCAAUUAGGGUGGUUCGUGAUGUUGAGAUCGAGCGACUGUUGAUGGAACUUCGUUUGGUUCGGUCGUGUUUCAGUGAGGAACAGCUCCGGAAGCCAAUGCUGCAGGUCUUCGAAGAAACCUUACCGAAUCUCUCAAUUGUGAAAGAUGAAGAGAAUGGGAAAUUCGAUGUGAAGUGGAAAGAGAGAGGGAGCAGAAUGUCCACGACCUGUGGUGGUGUAGGAAGAGAUUUGCACGCUUCUCUGUUCCAGAGGCUUUCAAUUGCUUUUCCUUCGGAAUGUCCUGCUUCGGUUCCUCAGUUUGGUGGUUUUGAAUACUCUAGCAAUACUGGGAGAACAGGAUAUCUUGGUGAUGAAAAUCUUCAUUUUAAGGACUUUGUUUUUGAGGAGCCAUGUGAAGCUCAGACUCUCACAAGUCAAGAAGGUCUUCAGACUCCCAAUGUAGGUAGUCAGCGCUUGUCUGUUGGGAUGACGCCCAAAACCCUUAGGCUGCCAAAACCUGGCGAGAUGCUUCUCUCUGUUCAUGGAUCACCUCUUGGUGUUUACAAGGAAAAUAACAUGGAAGCUAUAUAUGAGUCAGAAGAAGGUUAAAUGCCUGCUAAAGCUAUUAUGCGCACUGACAGUACCAUCCUCUUCAUCUCCUUAGAGGAUGGCCAUGUAAAUUUGGUGGCCCCUAGUUCAUCAUUUUUCAUUUAAUGUUCUACAGUUUUAGAUGAAUGCCAUUGACUAAUUAGAUCGAAGAAACGCAAGUAUUGGUUUUCAGUUGCUAGACCAUUCUACAAAGUUGCUUAUACCAUAUAGUUUCAAAUUCAGUGUUGGUUUAUACUUGGGGAAGCAUAAUUGUUAGAUUAUUACAUAUUUACAUUGUGGUUCAGUUAUUUAGUCAGUAAUGAGAAUUAUUCUCCUAAAUAUGUAUGUUAGGAUUGGUUCCAUUCUGUUAAGAGUAGUACAGACUACUUAAAAUGAGUAUGUAAGUGAUAGCUAUGAUUGAUUGUAUUGGUCAAUCUCAUUUUAAAUUUAUGCUUAGAUUUUUCUCCCA
Molecule: messenger RNA, 1465 nt
Organism: Arachis stenosperma
Lineage: Eukaryota; Viridiplantae; Streptophyta; Magnoliopsida; Fabales; Fabaceae
Exons: 7
Coding region: 334-1017 (227 amino acids)
Source: RefSeq, a predicted model, not a curated record